UGUCACAGUAGUUAUUACGAGGCUCGCGCGCCGUGGGCCCAGUCAGUCAGAUGAUGCUGCACCCGCUUGCCCUGUCCUCCAGCUCGCUCCUCCGCCUCAUCAAGUCGCUCUCGCCGGCGGCGCCGGGGGCGCUCCUGUCGGCCGCCGCCAUCCACUGCCUCCUCCUCAAGCCGGGCCUCCUCCACGCCGGGGCGCACCUCCCCACGGCCCUGCUCACGGCGUACGCCGCGCUCGGCCGCCCGGCGCACGCGCGGGCUCUGUUCGAUGAAAUGCCCGACCGAGGCCUCGUCGCGCGCACCGCCAUGGCGCGGGCCCACGCGGCGUCCGGGCAGCCGGCCCAGGCCCUCCGGGUGUUCCGGGGCAUGCUCGCGGACGGCCUCGCCCCGGACAACGUUGCCCUGGCCGUCGUGCUGGCCGCGUGCCACUCUCGCACGGUGGCCGCGGGAAGGAUGGUCCAUGCUUUCGUCGUCGUCAGCGGCAUCGAGCCGGACAUGUUCGUCUCCACCCAGCUUGUCAGGGUCUACGGGGAGCGCGGGGAGCUUGCGGUCUCAAGGAGGGUGUUCGACGACAUGCCGGCGAAGAGUGCCGUUGCCUGGAACGCCAUGGUGCAUCAGUAUGUCAGGAAUAGACAUGCGGAGGCUGCGUACCAGCUCUUCCUUGCAAUGCCGAGGAGGGAUGUGGUGUCGUGGAACACGGUGAUAGCAGGGUAUUGCCUGGUCGGCCGGUGCAGGGAGGCGUUAGGCUUGUUCCGCCAGAUGGUGUCUCCGUCCUCAUGCCCGGUGCACCCGAAUGGGCCUACAAUGUCCACUGUCCUUGGUGCUUGCGCAGCUGCAGGGUGUUUGGAGACUGGGAUUUGGGUCCAUGCGUAUAUUGACAAGAAUCGGAUGAAUGACAGUGGCACACUGGAUAGAUGCUUGAUAGACAUGUACGCCAAAUGUGGAAGCAUUGACACGGCCUUGCAGGUGUUUGAGAAGGCACCUGGGAAGAGGGACCUCUACUCAUGGACAACAGUGAUUUGUGGACUGGCGAUGCAUGGUCGGGCCGCUGAUGCCUUGCGGAUGUUUCACAUGAUGCAAGAUGGUGGUAUGCGCCCUGAUGAUGUUACUCUCGUCGGGGUCCUAAAUGCGUGUGCACAUGGAGGGCUAGUAGACCAAGGCCUUGACUACUUCUACUCCAUGCAGGAGAAAUAUGGAAUCACACCCAAGAUUGAACACUAUGGCUGCAUGGUCGAUCUUCUCGGCCGCGUCGGGCGACUGCCAGAGGCAUACAGGAUGAUUAAAACAAUGCCAAUGAAACCUAACAUGGUGAUAUGGGGAGCUUUCCUGAGCGCAUGCAAAGUCCAUGGCAGCUUGGAGCUUGGCGAGAUUGCGGCGGCGGAAGUUACCAGGUUGGAUCCGGAUGACCCUUGGGCAAGGGUGAUGAUGUCCAGCAUGUAUGCAAAAGCCCAGAACUGGAGCGGCCUCGCCAGGGAGAGGAGGGAAAUGAACAGCCUGCAGAUGAAGAAGACUCCAGGGUGCAGCUCGGUCGAGCUUGACGGUGAGGUGCAUGAGUUUGUGGCUGGUGGCAGCCAGCAUCCUCUGCAUGCUGAGAUCUGUACUGUGCUGGAGUUUGUCGAGGCGCAGUCACAUACAGGUUGAGGCACGCAAAGCCCUUGUGCUGGGGUUUUCUUGCACGCGAGCUAAGGGUGAAGAUUAUUGAGCCUUUGCCUUUCAGUAGGUGCUGUGCUGUGCUCCUUCCUAUAUUUCUUGAUGGAGGGAGUAAUAAUCAUGAAGCUUGCAAGGAUGACAGGGAACCACCCUGUCUGACCAUGUGGGUCACAUGAAAAACAGAAAUAUUUCCUUCAUAGGGUGGUAUAUAGAGCACCCUGAUUGGUGAUUGGUGAUUGCUGAUGACUCAAGAUGACUGGAGAAAGACAGU
This is a messenger RNA of Triticum aestivum (bread wheat), 1917 nucleotides long. RefSeq names its product pentatricopeptide repeat-containing protein At5g08510. Bases 51 to 1637 code for a protein of 528 amino acids. Gene Ontology annotation, biological process: RNA modification. NCBI's taxonomy places the organism in Eukaryota, Viridiplantae, Streptophyta, Magnoliopsida, Poales, Poaceae. The record is from RefSeq and is a predicted model, not a curated record. The transcript has a single exon. Gene Ontology annotation, molecular function: protein binding; RNA binding.